AUGAAAAAGUUCACCUCUUUCGGAAGCAGCUCCAGUAGCCACAAAAAGGAGACCUCUGCAAAGACAUCAGGGGAACAUGGAGAACCCAACGCGUGCAAGGCAGGCGGUUUUUCGCUCGAUUCCAGCACAAUGAACGAACUCGAGAUGCUGCGGGCAGAAAAUGCACAUUUGAAGCGGCUCAUCGAGCAGAACGACGUUCAGGGGCAAGCCGCCGAUGACCCUGCUAGAGCUGCGGAGUUGGCACACCUGCGCAGAGAGCGCGAUGAGCUUCAGCGGCAGCUGGCAAACCUCCAGAAUGACUACGAGGCUCUCCAGAGAGACUAUGCCAAUCUGCAGAGAGACCGGCGAAUUGAAGUGAACGAACAUCAUAGCGAGGCACGGACAGUGGAGGCUCAGAUCGAGUUCAUGAGUCAGCAACAUAAACAAGAAUUGCAAGAGAAGGAGAGUCGCAUUCGAGAGUUGGAGAUGAAGCUUGUCGACUUGGAGCAGGAAGUAGAGCUCGCGCAGAGUCCCACGAACUUCAUCCAAGUGCGAUCGCUCGACCUCGAUGAGAUGAAAGAGAGAGUCGCGGAUCUGGAGAAGCGACUGCAAGUGGCAAAGGCCGACAAUCGAAGACGCGCUGAGGAAGCAGAUCGCCUUCGAGAAGAACUGGAAGAAGCGAAGGCUCGAGGGGGAGACGAGGGGAUAGUUGCAUCGGUGAACGCCGAAAGAGACUAUUUCAAGGCACAGGUCGAUGAGCAGGAGGCGAAGGCGCGGAUUUAUCAAGAAAAAGCGGCCGAACUCGAGGAGCAAUCACACUCGCUCUCUGACGAGCUUCAAAGGAAACAAGACGUCUCGACCGGUGGCAGGCUCGACGCUUCAGACGGCGCGCCAGGAGGCGGAGAGGCGUUGCCUCAGGAGGUGAAGGAGCUGCAGCAGCUGCUGAAGGAGAAGGAGAAAGCCGUUUGGGACCUGAGCGAUCGACUGCUCGUCACAAGCACAGAGAAGGACACCAUGGAACUGGAAAACCGCCAGCUUAAGGCUCAGUUGGAAGCUGCGCAAGCGAGUUCGCAGCCGCACACGCCUUCGGGAAAGAAGAGCAAAAGCAAGGGCGGGAGCGUCUCCGACGAGGCGUACAGACAGGUACAGACGCAGCUAGCGGAGCUACAGUCCCAGCUAGCGGCCUCGAACGCCGAGAAGGAAGCGAGCGAGCGACGAAGAAAAAUCCAAACCGUGGAGAUGGAGCAGAAACUUGACGGCGCCGAACGCAACCGCCGACGCCUCGAAGAAGACAAAGACCGUCUCGAAUGCGCACUGAAGAAGAAAGACGCAGAACUCGCUGCUAUGGCAAUUUCCCAGGAUUACCGCGCCCAUGCUCUCGCGGUUGCUCGCGGCGUAUCGCUUCCGCCUCUCCCAGGAAAACUCGCGGCUGUCGAAGGGGCAAAGGCAGACGGCAGGCCGGCGGAAGACGAUCUCCAGACGGAAUUGGCUUUGAAAACCGCUGCGCUUCGCUCGCUCAGCGUCAAGAAUGCACAUUUGAACGACGUCUUGCAGAGACUGCGCCACGCGACCAGCACAGAGUACACCGAGAAGGAGCUAGCAAAGACCAAGGAGACCCUCCACGAAUCGCAUUUGCAGCUUUGUCGAGUGAAAGACGAUCUGCAGAAGGCGCAAGCGACGAAAACGCAGCUGGAAACGCGUCUGUCUCUCCUCGAGACCGAACUCGACGUCUCUCAAAAGGACUGCCGAGUCGCGAGAGAGGCACUGGCUGAGGCUCAGACGCGCAACGCGCGAACCGCUGAGCUGUACAAAGCUCAAAAUGAGAAAUAUUCGUCGAUGCUCGCUCUGGCGAUGGCGGAUGUCGAGCGCAUGCAGAAGGAGCUGACGAAGGAGCGUAGCACUCGCCGAGAAGCGUCGAAGGCCUUUCGCGAACAGAUCAGGCGCUUGCGAGCCUCGAAGGCCCGUCGCCUCGACUUUGCGGCCGACGACCCGCUCCAGUCUCUUCCUCUGCCCAGCGAUCCGCCGUCUUGUGUCUCGGCCGAAAACGCAAGCGACGCUCGCCAGACUCUGAGCAGCUGCGCAUCGCCGCAAGAGACCCAGGCGCCCCGCGACAAACCUGCAACGACGGCAGUGCAGACCGACCGAGACGCCUUCGCGGGUCAGCGAGGCAGCGCGUUUUCAGGGAAAGCGCUUGCGCCUAGAGAGACCUCGACAGAGACGCGUGGGACAGGUUGUCUCGUGUCCGCAACGACAGAGAGGACGGGGGGACCGAACGGAGGAUCUCCGCUCGUUGGGGAGUCGACGUUUCUCGCAAACCCGUCAGGCGUCUCGACGGUGUGGCGGCGCGAGACACGUCCGCUGCCGCGGCCUCUGGGCGACGAGGAAAUUCCUUUUCUUGCUUCGCCCCCGCUUUCCGCUUGCCAGCGGUCGCCGGUGUGCUGCGGAGAGGACGGCAUUCCGUGGCAGGGGUUCGCACCGCCUUCGAGCCUCUCGCCGGGCGUCUUAGCGAGCGAGCUGGGAGGCGCCUGGGCCAGUGAGGUGUAUGCACACCGAGUCCCACAUGCCGACGCGGGCGCUGCGGCCUAUCUGUCGGACGAAGAGGUGUACUACAUCCUGGGAGAAGACGGCGCUGUCCACUGCGUUCCUCGCGUGUAUGAGCCCAAGCAAGGAUUCGACGGGAAGGAACUUCGCGAGGAACAGACGCUCCAAGUGACGAAGGAGGACCAGCAACGAGCAAAGGAGAUCCUCAGGAGCUUCAUCGAAGAAGACGAGAGACGAAUGCACGAUGCUGAAAACGUCCGAAACUCUGCAAGACGGAGCGAGCGCCAUGACGAGGAGAGAAGACUGCGCGAGGGCCACCGUUCCAGAGUGGGGAAACCUUCUUCCCCCACCAACGGCACAGAGAGUCGAGAUGGCUCGUCCAGCUGUCCGUAUCCUCGAACCUACUCGCGUCCAGGUCAGCGACACUCACCCUCUUGCAAGUCUCCGAGGCGACAGCCGGCGCAUGCGCUCGGCGCGAUCUACCUCUCACCUGCCGUGGACUGGUCGAAUCGGGAGUCCUCGGCCGGUGACGCCGGCGUCGGCUUGUACUCCGAGACCCGCUGUUCCUCGAGGCCCGCGACGUACCGGACUGAAGCGCGACAGGCGGAGAGCCGCCCCGUCCAGGCCUUUGGCCACGAGCCCACUCAGCAGACGCUCUUCGUUCUUUCGCCCGAAACCUCGCGCCUCGUGAGCACAGCGAGCGACGCAGGCCAGGCGCUCGACAGGUUUUCGUCUGCGAAGCGCGAGCCUCCAAACUCGGACUGCCAGGCCGAGGAGCCCAGUGAGGUUCCCGGCCUCUGCUCGUUUGAGGAACUGUUUCCUUCUGGCCCUUUCGCCAUGAAUAGAAACCUUUCGCCGGCAGCCGAGCCGCGUCUGACGCCGCGGUCGCAGGCCGGGGUCGUCUCGGAAAAGGGUUUCGUUUUGCGGGACAGCCCGCUGGCGUCGGCGCCUUCGCCGGGGGAUCCUGGAGAGGCGCGAGGGGACCCGGAAGGCGGUGAACAAGGGUUGGGAAGGGGUUCGGGAAAGGAGACAGAAUGCAGGCGAGAGGACGGAAAGGAGGGACACUCCCCGCGCUCGGCUGUGCCAUCGGAGCGCUCUAGCGCCUCCGCUGAAACCUGCGAGGCCGCGAAAGAGAGUCGGACGGCGCACGAGAGCCAGGGCGAAGGCCAGGCGACUCGAGCAGGGGAAGAAAGCGAAGCCAGGGACGGGGAAGAGAGAGGAAAAGGAAACUCGAAAAACGCCGAAGGAACACAGUUGAAGCCGCUACCCUCGCGAGCCCAUGCACGAGACGGGAGUCUUGCAUGCAUGGAAGGGGGGAUGGCAUUGCUGCCGGAGGAGAAGAAAGAAAGCACCAUGGAUGUUGCCCACUUUGUUGACCGCCUUCAAUCCGUUAGCGAGAAGGGGAGGCACCUGUUUGGGAAGGCGAAGAGUGAACAGAGAGAUCAGAUGGGAGACGAAGGCCCGAAACAGGACGGAGAGGCGACGGAGGAAAUCGCAUCCCUCGACGAGGUUGAUUUGUCUUGA
Messenger RNA from Neospora caninum, 4044 nucleotides. RefSeq lists its product as hypothetical. Lineage: Eukaryota; Apicomplexa; Conoidasida; Eucoccidiorida; Sarcocystidae. The record is from RefSeq and is a predicted model, not a curated record. The transcript is spliced from 20 exons. The coding region runs from base 1 to 4044 and encodes 1347 amino acids.